AUGUUUACGCGGCGCAUGAUUUUGAUUUACGUGCUGUGGGCGCUAGGCACAGCCGUCUGCAGGGCGGACUUACCGCUAUUUUUUCCCACCUCUUCAGUGUAUCAAAUAACGGCUUGUUUCUCCGCGCCUGUUGUAAUACCGCAGCGCAAACUUUUCUGGGACUGGGGCAUGCAAAUGAACUACAAUCUGCCCUUUCAGCCGUCGAGCUUUUAUGCCAGCAAAAUAUGGGAGGAUCAGUUCGACAGACGCCACAGCCGUCAGCAGCGGCAGCUGCAGCAGCAGCAGCAAAAGUACUUGCCACAGGCGUCAGGCGAUGUGCAUCCCAGUGAUUUGACGGCAGGUGAACUCUACGAGAGCAUGGAGCAUAUGCUGACGCGCUAUGGCUUCGAUGAGAGCUGCCUGCUGCGCAGCGUUUGCGAGCUGGCGCGGCAUCCCUUCCACGAGCAGCAGCAGAAUAUGCUGACAGCGCUGCUCAGCUUUACACUAACUCCAUCAAUGCAUGAAGCGUUUGGCGCACAUGAGACGCUCUAUCGCGAGGUCUAUGAGCAGGCGGAGCAGCAAGGAUUUUUGGGCGCGAACUGUGCGCAGCUGUAUCCACACUGUGCUGUGGAUUUUCUAAGUGCCAUCAGCAAAUUAAUCAGCUGA
Drosophila busckii is the source of this 645-nucleotide messenger RNA. RefSeq lists its product as uncharacterized. The record is from RefSeq and is a predicted model, not a curated record. Lineage: Eukaryota; Metazoa; Arthropoda; Insecta; Diptera; Drosophilidae. Bases 1 to 645 code for a protein of 214 amino acids. The transcript has 2 exons.